Molecule: messenger RNA, 615 nt
Organism: Dermacentor silvarum
Lineage: Eukaryota; Metazoa; Arthropoda; Arachnida; Ixodida; Ixodidae
Exons: 1
Coding region: 1-615 (204 amino acids)
Molecular function (GO): nucleic acid binding
Source: RefSeq, a predicted model, not a curated record
AUGAUUGAGCGGUUUCACCGACAGCUCAAGGCAGCCAUAACGUGCCACCCUAACUCAACGUGGCUCGAGGCUCUCCCAGCCGUCGCUCUUGGUCUGCGCGCCACUUUCAAACCAGACAUCCAGGCAACGCCUGCAGAACUCGUUUACGGGGAGCCGCUUCGCCUACCCGGGGAACUUCUCUCCGCUUCAGCUCCCGACAUCACUACCUCGGACCCUACAGACUUUGUCGCCCGGCUGCGCCGCACAAUUGCCUCACUGCGCCCGUCUCCAGCAACACGUCACACCAAGCCGACCCCGUUCGUGUUCAAGGACUUGGCAACGUGCUCGCAUGCCUUUCUCCGCGACGACACCGUACGUGCGCCGUUUCAACCACCUUACUCCGGACCCUAUAAGGUCAUCCGCCGUGACGACAAAUCAUUCACCCUUCAAAUCAGCGGGAGGGACGUUCGCGUCUCCAACGACCGACUGAAGCCGUCAUACAUCCUCUCCGAGGAAACUACCAACUCCUGCGCGCCUCCCGUAAAUCACCCACAACAGCCUCCAACGCCUCAGCCCGUGCCCUACAUCACGCGCUUUGGGCGCCAGGUGCGCGUCCCCAAUGCUCUUCAAACCUGA